AUGAGGACACCACCGCUGCCCUCCCCGGUCAAUGUCCCGCCGUCGCCGUCCUUGGCAUCCGCCAAUCUCAAUCAUCAUCGACUCCCCGCGAAAUCUCACCCCGCCGCCAGCAAUCCGGGACCCAUCUCCGUGACUGACCAGGACAAAUUGAUGUCCUCCAUGCAUCAAUAUGUCUUUUCUGGUGGUGACUCGUCCGUGAAAUCUUCUGUCGCUGGAUCUUCCCUCCCAAAACAUGGCCCUGUAUCGCCUCUGUCUUCUCAAGCCUCUCGACAUGGACGGCCCGGACUGCCACCCCGUGGUCAACGUCAAAGUAUGCACACCCUGGAAGAAUUGCGGAAAAGUAUGGAAGCGACCUUUAUCUAUCACUCCCGCUCGGGCUCUCACUUCUAUCCUCCAAGUUCGCGCCCGGAUAUGAAGUUGUCUCGAAAAGCCAUGAAAGGAUUCUCCUCUACGCCCUCAUCACCCUCUGGCGCCCCAAUCCCUCUAGGUUCACUAACAGAUUCAUUGAAGUCUAGUGUCUACAUUGAUUCUUCAUCGUCGUCUCGCACAAUUAGACCGUCUAAGAAUGUAGAUCCCUCUGAAUUAUCCGCAUAUCCUUUCCCUACACCUUCAUCAUAUAUUUCAUCCUCUAUAGACGGAUCUAUUGAUGAUGGCCGUCCAAUCGCCAAACACUUUUCAAAAAGUUCAGCAAAGUCUCGAAAGAGCAAAGCCUCAUCAACGACAAACACCCCUACGGGAUUAAGUGGCUCGUCAGGGAAAGAUCACUUCCUACCCCCCGAUGCUGACCCUAUCUUGGGUGAUCCCAAAUAUCCUAACCCAAAUCUCUAUGACCUCUCAUUGAUGUUGAAUUCCGAGCCUGGACUGGAUGCUUGGUGGUCGAAUGUUGUAAAGGCCCUUCAUACGCAUUUCGGUGCCGAAAGAGCUUCCCUAGCGGUUCCGGGAGAUAGUACCGAUUUGGAGAAUGUGCCAUGGAAACAAAAAGCUACGUUCAAUCUGUUUCGCUAUAGGAACUCUCCGCCGAAGGGGCCAAUUCCAUCUAGAGAUCCAGACACUCCGUUAAAGGAGGAUGCUUCUUCCCGGGGAGCCAACGAGCCGGAUAAGAGGCAAAAGGAAGGUGACUCUUCAAAACCGAGCAGCCAGGCUCCGGCCACGUCGGCAAAACGUCCCUCUCUGACUGCGCGUCAUUCAUUUGCUGGAUUUUGGGAACAUCGGAAUGUUGAUAUCCGUGACAAACCUGUGCCACUAGAUAGACCCGUACGCAUGGAGAGCUCUGUUGACUGGGCUUCCAUACAUCCUGGAAUAAAAGUCUACAGGGAUUCAGCGCCGUCGAGAGAUCGUGUUCCAGGUCCACCAUCUGAUGAUCAACCAACCCAACGCGGGCCAUUACAGCCAGUCGCAAAUCAGAUAGAAAGCACCCCUUGUCCAUCAGCUGUUGUUUUCUCAGUUCCACGUCCUUUGGAGGUCGAAUCGGAUCCUCUAAUAAAUCGAACAGACGUGGUGAAACUCUUUGGACACACAAAACCUGCUGUUUUAACUCGACAAUAUUCUCAUGAUCCGAUGACAUCACCACUACAUGAUUCUGUGACUGCACAGGCGGCGAGAGAUGACUUCAUACAGCCAACCCCUGGAGCUACCGUUUUAAAUGAGCCAACGGGUUACAAUAUUUCCGUUAAUCUAGCGAGCUUGUGCUCUGCGUCAUGCAGAAGCACAACCACGCAGACAAUGACGGAACUGCGUCGGCCUUUCCAAUCUAUCUCUUCAUGUUCAGAGUCGUAUGAAGAACGCGAACAAAUACCCCAGUCACCGUGGUCGCAAUCCCCUGUCCCUUCACCUGCUCCCCUGGAACAUCCAGAGCAAAAUCCAUUUUUUGCUGGAGGUAAAGUUGAUCAGGAGGCCCUUACCACGAACCCGCCAUCGCACGAUUAUUUCAAGAAUAAACCUGUCGAGGCCAUUGGCGUUGACCGUUCCAAAACAGUAAUACACAUUCCUUUAAUACAUUUGUCGAAACAGGCAACCUCUUCAAACACACUUAAAUUCCCGGUUGCCAUAAUUUCCAUUCUCACUCCUACCAUUCCCUACCCAGCGAACCUAAGGAACUCACUGGUAUACCUCCUCCCCCACCUCACUACGUCAUUCUCCCUGGCGCAGCAGUAUAGUCAACUCGAGAGGCAACUUUCAAGCUCACGGACCCAGCGAUUUGGCCACAUCCUGGGACUUGGCGGAACCUUUUCUGAUACCAGCAGUGAGAUAGAAUUGGUGGCAGAGCUUAGCAGCCAUGUUAACUAUACCAUGGGGGAAUAUGUCCCAUUACAUAGCCAUUCGACAAUCUCAAGCCCGAUUCAGCAAUCUAACAUGAGCAGACCCGAAUCUUCGCUGUCAAUGACCGGAAACCCAAGCUUGGAAUUUGGUAGCAACUUCCAAACCCCUAGCUUCAUGCCCAAAAAUUCCACGGAGACAUCUGAUAGCUAUUUCAAUGUGAACCAGAUGAGUGGCUUGACUAACCAACAAAGAUUACGGCAACCAAAUCCUAUACGCAAACCGUCCGCUUCAAUGACAUGGUCUCCUCUACCAUCCAAGGGUAAAUCUACAGAGUUUGAUGAGUUAGCUUCUAGUGAUCUUGGUCUUGCCCUCAGCACGUCAUCAAGAGCUCCUAGCACAAUUACGACACCACAGGGAUUUUCGAGAUAUCCAUCAUCUGCUUCGAUUGCAACACAGCUGCAUCGAGAACUUUUAUCACGGCCAAUCCCAGACACCAUAUCCCAGCUAAUUCUCAAUUCAAUACCCUUGCAUUUAUUCUUAGCGAGGCCUCGUACCGGAGAGGUGAUUUGGACUAAUGAUAAAUUCGAUCUGUACCGAAGAAGUCAGCCCCAGGAGCAACGUGCCAAAGAUCCAUGGCUUGACGUGCAUGAGAGCGAGCGCGAGAACCUGCUGAAUAAGUGGGCUCAGGCACUUCGAUCCGGGUCACAGUUUACAGAGAGAGUCCGAGUCAAGCGGUACAACGACGAGUCAGCGUAUCGGUGGUUCAUUUUCCGUGCGAACCCACUGCUUUCCCAGACAGGAGAGUUGCUCUAUUGGAUUGGGUCAUUUCUUGAUAUCCAUGAGCAACACAUGGCGGAAAUGAAAGCAGCGCAGGAGAGAGAGAUGUUUGCAACAGAUGCAAAGUACAAAGCAUUAGCCAACUCAAUACCUCAGGUAGUAUUUGAGGCCUCGGAAUAUCGUGGGCUUAUCUCAACCAAUGAGCAGUGGCAGCUUUACACUGGACAGUCUCUGGAUGAUGCUCUCAACCUAGGAUUUGCAAAACACAUUCAUCCAAAUGAUCUUGAGAGAUAUGGCAUCUUACUCUCUCCAGGAACCAUUCCAGAGCGUGACAAUCCAACCGAGUCUAGUUGUAACAUCAAUCCAUCGCAAUCUCCAAAAGCGUCCAACGAAAAUCCUGAGUCGGGUUCAAGCGGGUCAGCGACCGAAUCUACUCCAUCUUCGCGAUCCAAUUCACUUCGUGAUGAAAAUGGUGGACGUACGAAAUAUCCUGGGUUGACCCUUGCACUUGAAGAGCUGGUUGAGAAGGGCGUAGUUACGAUGCAGAAAGACGAAAAUGGCAGGGUUUCGUACACAACUGAAAUCAGGUUUCAGUCUAAAGGUGGGGAUUUCCGAUGGCAUCUUGUACGUCUCGUGAAAGUCGAGACUACAAAUUUCGGCGAUGGCGGAGCUUCUUGGUAUGGCACUUGUACGGACAUAAAUGAUCAAAAAUUGCUGGAACGCAAGUUAAAUAAGGAGAUGGAGUCGAGGACCAAUUUCUUCAGCAACAUGUCCCAUGAGAUCAGAACACCGCUGAACGGCAUUCUGGGGGCGAUUCCACAUAUUUUGGAUACACAGCUUGAUUCUGAUCAGAGGCGUAUGCUUGAUAUCAUCCAUAACAGCUCUAACAACCUGAGUGAACUGGUUGACAACAUUUUGGAUGUGUCCAGAGUCGAAGCUGGGAAGAUGAAUAUUGUGCGUCAGGUGUUCAACGUUCGCUCGGUCUUGGAGGAAGUGAUAGACACGAUUGGAUCGAGGGCAAUGGACAAGGGACUUGAGUUGAAUUAUCUGGUUGAAUCAAAUGUUCCAAAAAUGGUGUUUGGGGAUAGAUUCCGAAUUCGCCAGAUCCUCCUGAAUUUGAUGGGUAACUCUGUCAAAUUUACGUCUCAUGGAGAAAUUUUAACGCGCUGUUCAAUCCACCACGACUCCAACGCUUCUUUGAAUGGAUCGGAGAUUCUUUUGAACUUCGAAGUUGUUGAUACUGGCAGAGGAUUUAGCAAGGCCGAUGCCAAGCGGCUAAUGCAGAGGUUCAGCCAGAUUGAAGGGAACGGGUCUCAGCAGCACACUGGAAGUGGGCUGGGCUUGUUCUUGUCCAGGCAGCUUGUUGAAAUGCAUGGCGGACAGCUAACGCCGACAAGCAAGGAGGGUCAAGGUUCCAAGUUCUCAUUCUUUGUCAAAGUGGAUGAAGUUUCGUCCCGGCCCCCGACUCCACAGGAACUGUUCAAAGGUAGCAAUGCCGCUCUAUGCAUGCAGGUUACGGAGGAGAGAAGUGCUCCGAAGAGCCCGUUCUCGCAUGAGUUUUUGUUCAGUCCAGAUACAAUGGACUUGCGCCCUUCGUCAAAUCUGGAUGUCUUGAACAAGCAAAUUUCUUGCUCGCCAAUGUCGAAUCCGGAUACACCUAACUCGACGUUUCGCGGCACAACUCCAUUAGAGACUAGUCAACCUGUGGAGACUGGACUUUUGGGUAUAUCCCCCCUACCAGCAACUGAGACUGAAAUUAACGUUGCCAAUGCCUACCCUCAGGAGUCUACACCUGUCCAUUCCUCGUCAUAUAAUGUACUGUUAAUCUGUCCCUUCGACUUUGCCCGUGAGGCCAUCAGAAAACAUAUCGAGCAAGUGAUUCCUUUCGAUGUCACAUGUAAUAUUACUUCGAUCCUUCAUAUGGAAGAUUUGAAAAACAUGGUUGGCAGAGGCGACUGUCCAAAUUUCACGCACUGGGCCAUCGACCUCUCGGACAUCAACGACGUCAAAGAAACUAUGAAACUGGUUCUGCAGUUCAACAGUAAUGCUCUCACAACACCGGCAGCGUCACCGACACUAAUAAUUGUCUCUGACAUCAGCCAGAAACGUGAGAUAAGAGAGGAAUACGAGAAAUUCCUCGCUCUUGGAGGUAACAUGUUCAUAGUUCCCAAACCCAUUAAGCUCUCGUCGCUCUCAAGGAUCUUUGACCCGUCUGAUCAACGAGAAUUGAACAAAGAUCGGAAUCAGGAUACAGUGCGAGAGAUGAAUAAUAGUUUCAAGAUGAUGUCGAAAAUUGUUAAGGAGGUUGUUGGGGAUAAGGGAUAUCGGGUCUUACUUGUGGAGGAUGAUGAGACUAACCGGACGGUCAUGUUGAAGUAUUUGGAAAAGGUCAAAUUGGUCUCUGAAACUGCCAGCAACGGACAGGAAUGCGUUGACAUGGUCUUCUCCAAAGAGCCUGGCUAUUACUCACUGAUUAUCUGCGACAUCCAAAUGCCCAUCAAAAACGGCUACGAAACCUGCCAAGAAAUCCGCUCCUGGGAGCAAAGAAACCACUUCCCGCAAAUCCCCAUAAUGGCCCUCUCCGCAAACGCAAUGACUGAUCAGAUCGACAGUGCCUCCCGCGCCGGCUUCAAUGACUAUGUCACAAAGCCUAUUAAGCAUAAUGAGCUUGGUAAGAUGUUGAUGGAGCUGUUGGACCCGAGCGUGCCGCACGUGUUGCUCAGGGAUCAAAAUAAAUUGAGGCGGGGUUCGACAUCAGCUGUGGAAGCAGCAGUGUCGAAGCCAUGA
Molecule: messenger RNA, 5823 nt
Organism: Paracoccidioides brasiliensis Pb18
Exons: 3
Coding region: 1-5823 (1940 amino acids)
Biological process (GO): protein autophosphorylation; phosphorelay signal transduction system
Molecular function (GO): histidine phosphotransfer kinase activity; phosphorelay sensor kinase activity
Source: RefSeq, a predicted model, not a curated record